ACACUUCUCGCAGGUACAGACUAAGUAACCGGGUGGCAAUUUUAGGAUGCAGAAAUCACCUGUCGAAGAUGCCAACUUCCUCUCCAGAUAUUUCUUUUGUUGGACAUCUCCAAUUUUGAGAAAGGGGUAUAAACAGAAACUAGAGCUUUCAGAUAUAUAUAAAGCUCCAUCUUUUGACACAGCUGACAAUCUUUCUGAACGCUUGGAAAGAGAAUGGGACAGGGAGCUGGCGUCCACCAAGAAGAGGCCCCGCCUCUUCAGGGCCCUGGCGCGAUGCUUCUUCUGGCCUUUCGCCUUCUACGGAGUCCUGCUCUACUUCGGGGAGGCCUCCAAGACGGUGCAGCCGCAGCUGCUGGGGAGGAUCAUCGCCUCCUUCGACCCCUUCCACGCGCCCGAACGCUCGCAGGGCUUCUACCUGGCGCUGGGGCUCUGCCUCCUCUUCACCGCCCGCUUCCUGCUCCUCCAGCCCGCCAUCUUCGGACUGCACCACCUGGGAAUGCAGAUACGGAUAGCCCUGUUCAGCCUCAUAUAUAAGAAGACUCUAAAGCUCUCCAGUCGGGUUCUGGACAACAUCAGCACCGGGCAGCUGGUCAGUCUCAUGUCUGCACACCUGAACAAGCUGGACGAGAGCCUGGGUCUGGCGCACUUUGUGUGGAUCACGCCGCUGCAGUGCAUCCUGUGCGUGGGGCUGAUCUGGGAGCUGAUCGAGGCGUCCGGAUUCUGCACCCUGGCCGCCCUCACCCUGCUGGCCAUCAUGCAGGCCUGUCUGUCCCAGAAAAUGGGCCCCUACAGGACGAAGAGGGCAAAGCUGAUCAGCAAGAGGCUGGCGCUCACGUCCGAGAUCGUGGAGAACAUCCAAUCAGUCAAAGCCUACGGCUGGGAGGAGAUCAUGGAGACCAUCAUCAAAAACAUAAGACAGGACGAGAUGACCCUGACCAGGAAGAUCGGCUCCCUGCGCUACUUCUACAGCGCGGCCUACUUCUACUCGGCCUUCAUCGUCAUCAUCGCCGCCAUCGUGCCCUUCGCGCUCAGCAAGGGCAUCAUCCUGCGGCGCAUCUUCACCACGCUGUCCUACUGCAUGGUGCUGCGCAUGACGCUCACCCGCCAGUUCCCCAACUCCAUCCAGAUGUGGUACGACACCGUGGGCCUCAUCAACAAGAUCGAGGAGUACCUGACUAAGGAGGAGUACAAGGUGCUGGAGUACAGCCUCACCACCACGGAGGUGGAGCUGAUGAAUGUGACGGCCUCCUGGGAUGAGGGAAUUGGAGAACUGUUUGAGAAGAUCAAACAGGAGAACAAGAACAGCGGACACCCCAACGGCGACGCGGGACUGUUCUUCACCAACCUGUACGUCACGCCCGUCCUGAAGAACAUCAGCUUGCACCUGGAGAAGGGGCAGAUGUUGGCUGUCGCCGGCUCGACUGGAUCAGGAAAGAGCUCCCUGCUGAUGAUGAUCCUGGGGGAGCUGGUCCCCUCGGAGGGCAAGGUGAAGCACAGCGGCAGGAUCUCCUUCUCCCCGCAGACCUCCUGGAUCAUGCCCGGCUCCAUCCGGGACAACAUCCUGUUCGGCCUGACCUACGACGAGUACCGCUACACCAGCGUCAUCAACGCCUGCCAGCUGGAGGAGGACCUCGCCCUCCUCCCAGCCAAAGACAAGACCCCCCUGAUGGAGGGAGGGGUGACGCUCAGCAGCGGACAGCGGGCCCGUAUCGGUUUGGCCAGAGCGGUGUACAAAGAUGCUGACCUGUACCUCCUGGACUCUCCUUUCACUCACCUGGACAUUGUGACGGAGAAAGAAAUAUUCAACAGGUGCCUGUGCAAACUGAUGGCUGCCAAGACCCGCGUGGUGGUCACCAGCAAGCUGGAGCACCUGAAACGGGCCGACAAGAUCCUGCUGCUGCACAACGGCAUGUGCUACUUCUACGGCACCUUCGCCCAGCUGCAGUCCAAGCGGCCCGACUUCAGCUCGCUGCUGCUGGGCCUGGGGUCGUACGACAGCAUCGCGGCCGAGCGCCGGGGCUCGGUGCUGACCGAGACGCUGCGCCGCGUCUCCGUGGACGAGACGACCGGCUCGCGGGCCGACGCCCCCGGCGACGGCCCGGACAAGCGCCGGCCCUCGCUGGUCCUCAACCCGCUGGCGGCCUCCGCCGCCGCCGCCGCCUCCCGCCGCUUCUCCCACGCCCGGCUGCCCGAGGACGAGGAGGACGAGGAGGCGGCGGAGAACCGGUUCUCGGUGGUGCCCGAGGACGAGCAGGUGGAGGAGGUGCUGCCGCGGGGCAACGUGUAUGCCCACGCCCACACCCUCUCCCGCCAGCGGCGCCAGUCCGUCCUGGCCUUCAUCACCAACGCCCAGGACCAGAAGCGCCGGGACCAGAACCAGCAGGCCUUCCGCCGCAGGCUGUCCGCCAAGCCCCAGAGCGAGCUGGCCUCCGAGCUGGACGUCUACGCCCGCCGCCUCUCCAACGACAGCGUCUACGACAUCAGCGAGGAGGUGGAGGAGGAGGACAUGGAGGAAUGUUUUGCAGACGAACGUGAGAAUGUGUUUGAGACUACCUCAUGGAGCACGUACUUCAGAUACGUGUCCACCAACAGGAACCUUGUUUUUACCCUCAUCUUCAUCGCUGUGGUCUUUGUGAUUGAGGUGGCUGGGUCAGUGAUUGGCAUAUUUCUGAUUACUGAUAAAAUCUGGCGGGAGGAGGACGAGAGCACGCACCCCAACAUGUCCUCCCAGGGAACGCACUACGCGGUCAUCGUCACGCCCACCAGCGCGUACUACAUCAUCUACAUCUACGUGGCGACGUCGGAGAGCGUGCUGGCGCUGGGCUUCUUCCGGGGGCUGCCGCUGGUGCACACGCUGCUCACCGUGUCCAAGAAGCUGCACGAGCAGAUGCUCAGCGCCGUCCUGCGCACGCCCAUGGCCGUGCUCAACACCAUGAAGUCGGGUCGGAUUAUGAACAGAUUCACCAAAGACAUGGCCACCAUCGACGACAUGCUGCCCCUCAUCCUGUUCGAUUUGGUCCAGCUGACCCUGAUCGUGCUGGGCGCCAUCUUCGUGGUGUCCAUAAUGAGGCCGUACAUCUUCAUCGCCGCCAUCCCGCUCACCAUCGUCUUCGUGAUCCUGAGGAAGUACUUCCUCCGCACCGCGCAGCAGCUCAGGCAGCUGGAGGCCGAAGCCCGCAGUCCCAUCUUCUCCCACCUGAUCCUCUCGCUGCGCGGCCUGUGGACCAUCCGCGCCUUCGGACGCCAGUCCUACUUCGAGACCCUGUUCCACAAGGCCCUCAACACCCACACCGCCACCUGGCACCUGUACCUGUCCACGCUCCGCUGGUUCCUCUUCCGCAUCGACAUCCUCUUCGUCCUCUUCUUCACCGCCACCGCCUUCAUCGCCGUGGGGACCAACAGGGACAAGCCCGGUGAGAUCGGCAUCAUCAUCGUCCUGGCCAUGCUGAUCCUGGGCACCUUCCAGUGGGCGGUCAUCACCAGCAUCACAGCGGACGGCCUGAUGCGAUCCGUGGAGCGCGUCUUCAAGUUCAUCGACCUGCCGUCGGAGGAGGCCAGGCCCGCGGGCCGGGGCAAGGACAAGGACCUGGUCAUCGAGAACCCGCACGUCCACGACACCUGGCCCUCCAGGGGUCAGAUGGAGGUCAGGGACCUCACCGCCAAGUACACGGAGGCCGGGAGGGCCGUCCUGCAGAAGCUGUCCUUCAGCGUGGAGGGCGGGCAGACGGUGGGCGUUCUGGGGCGGACAGGCUCGGGGAAGAGCACCCUGCUGGCGGCCCUGCUGCGGCUGGCCUCCACGGACGGAGAGAUCUCCAUCGACGGCGUCUCCUGGAGCUCUGUGCCCCUGCAGACCUGGAGGAAGGCUUUCGGCGUGGUUCCCCAGAAAAUCUUCAUUCUGACGGGGUCGUUUCGCAUGAAUCUGGACCCCUAUCUCAAACACAGCGACGAGGAGCUCUGGAGAGUCGCAGAGGAGGUGGGGCUGAAGUCGGUCAUCGAGCAGUUCCCGGACAAGCUGGACUUCCAGCUGGAGGACGGCGGCUAUGUCCUGAGCAACGGGCACAAGCAGCUGGUGUGCCUGGCCCGCUCCGUCCUCAGCAAGGCCCGCAUCCUGCUGCUGGACGAGCCCAGCGCCCACCUGGACCCCAUAACGCUGCAGGUGCUGAGGAAGACUCUGAAGCACUCUUUCUCCGACUGCACCGUCAUGCUCUCCGAGCACCACGUGGAGCCCCUGCUGGAGUGUCAGUCCUUCCUGAUGAUCGAGGGCAGCUCGCUGAAGACGUACGACUCGAUCCAGAAGCUGAUGAACGAGACCAGCCACCUGAAGCAAGCCAUGAGCAGCCUGGACCGGCAGAAGCUCUUCCCGCUCAACCGCCGGGUCUCCAGCAAGCGCGGGGCUAAGCCAAUCAGCUCGCUGCGGGAGGAGGCGGAGGACGAGGUCCACGACACCCGCCUCUGA
Molecule: messenger RNA, 4456 nt
Organism: Anguilla anguilla (European eel)
Lineage: Eukaryota; Metazoa; Chordata; Actinopteri; Anguilliformes; Anguillidae
Product: cystic fibrosis transmembrane conductance regulator-like
Exons: 27
Coding region: 47-4456 (1469 amino acids)
Biological process (GO): chloride transmembrane transport; bicarbonate transport
Cellular component (GO): cytosol; apical plasma membrane; plasma membrane
Molecular function (GO): ATP binding; ABC-type transporter activity; chloride channel activity
Source: RefSeq, a predicted model, not a curated record